AUGGACUAUGAAGCCAAAGUUAACAACCUACUCAGCGACACCGCCACAUAUGAAGCACUGAGAAGAGACCCAACCAGCGACUACAAGAAAAAGGUUAUAGACUGCCUACAAAGACUGGAGAGAGAUCAAGUCAUCGACAAGCUUCUAUUUUACAGACUGUACCCGGGAGCAGAUGUGCAUUUUUGCUUUUGUUUCACUUCAGGUCAGAAGACUUAUCUGAAAUCUUCAUCCUUUGUGUGGCAGAAAAGUGGUUUUCUAUCAGUCAACGUUGGUGACACAGUUACUUUAGAAUGUUCUUAUGAAGGUUAUGAAUUAACAUGGAUUUCCUGGUACAAACAAAGUUUGGGAGGAAAGCCUGAACUUAUGUCCAGUUUCUAUGCGUACAGCACGGAAGUGACCUUUUUUGAUGAAUUCAAGGACAAUUCACGCUUCAAACUGGAUAUAGAAAACAAAAAUCAUCACUUGAAGAUUUUGAAUUUGCAAUUUUCAGACUCUGCUACUUACUACUGUGCAGUGAGCUAUGCAAUGAUCCUGAAAUUCACUGAGGGUGUUACAGUCAAUGUAAAAGGUUCAGGCUUAACUGUCAUGAGUUCAGUGGAUCAGUCGUCCUCUGAGAACAUCCAUGCAGGAGACUCUGUGACUCUGAACUGUACAGUACACACUGGGAGCUGUGAUGAAGAACACAGAGUUUACUGGUUCAAAGACUCUGAAGACUCUCAUCCAGGACUCAUUUACACUCAUGGAGGCAGGAAUGAUCAGUGUGAUAGAAAGAACAACACACAAACACACAGCUGUGUCUAUGAGCUGCCUAUAAAGAAAGCGACAGAGUCUCAUGCUGGGAUCUACUACUGUGCUGUUGUCUCAUGUGGACACAUACUGUUUGGAAACGGGACCAAGCUGGACCUCACAGGUGAUGAUGAUUCUGAUAGUUUCCAUACUCCCUUCCUGGUUUACCUUUUUACAUCACUGAUAGUUAUCAUCUGUCUUCUUGUCUUGGUGAUUUUUCUGUUGUGCAAGAUGAGACAAAGCAACAAAUAUCCAUCCACAGAGGAGAGAUCGGCAACUCUGUCCUUAACAAGCACAAAGGUUAAAGUUCAAGAAGCAGAAAGCCUCCAGUAUGCCACUGUAGAUGUGAAGCGGAUGAAUCGAUCAAAAAGACAAAAGAACGACACCAGCAGCCAGUGUAUUUACACAAGUGUGAGGGAGAAGAGCUAAACCUUUUCAGGGAUAUGAAAUAUUUCAAGUAAGAGAUUUCCCCAUCAGAAUUUUCAAGUCUUCGAUGCCAUUCCAAGUUAUUGGAUUUUGAGUGCCAAGUCCUCAUCGGAUACUUUUGUAAAACAUUUUUAAAAAUUGAAAAUAUUGAAAUCCAGGUGGGUCCCUUUAAUUCUAUACACCUUAUUUUAUUAUUUAACACUUCUGUAAAGU
This is a messenger RNA of Oryzias latipes (Japanese medaka), 1425 nucleotides long. The record is from RefSeq and is a predicted model, not a curated record. Lineage: Eukaryota; Metazoa; Chordata; Actinopteri; Beloniformes; Adrianichthyidae.